CUUGAUUGUGGCUUGACUUCUUAGCUGUACGCCACUUUCCGCCCAGACCCACACCGUGUUCUCUCUCGCCUUCACUGUAUCCACCCCUCACUUUAUGAUGUCGCGGAAACCUUGGGCUCUCGGGUGGCUUGUCGACAAAGAAGCCGUCACCCAACUUGCCAGGCGUCUUAACCUUGUACGCGGGCCAAAAGCCGACAAAGAAAUAGAAGUCGAGUACGCGGGAGUCGACUACAUCGUGGGUCGCCUUUGGUGGCCAUACAUGAUGCGGUGCCGGGUUGGUGAUAACGACUGGGACACCGAGCUCGUCUUCGCCAUCUACGUCGAUAACAAGCGCAGGUCGUACCCCCCAAGGUGGAUUCCGCGCUCGCAGAUGUUGUCGAAGAAGUACGCCGACAAGUUGAACGAGCUGAUGCCACUCAAGGGCAAGGCUCAGUGGUAUCAGUGUGUCGACGGCUCGCAUACACCGUGGCGCUAUCCGGACGACGAUGACGACGACGAGGAUGAAGUCUGGGUCGACGUCUUGCACACGUUGCCACAGCCCGAACCGGAGGAAGAAGCUGGUGUGGAUGUUGUCGUGCAAGAAUACGAAGCCGAGUACGGGGAGUACGAUGAGGAGGAAGUCGAGUAUGGUGUUGGUGCCGAAGAAGACCUUGUGGAGUUCUAUGAAGACGAUCAGGAACUCGUGGAGUACGCCGAGGAAGGAGAAGAGUACCUCGAGGAAGGAGAGGAGUACCUCGAGGAAGGAGGAGAGUACCUCGAGGAAGGAGGAGAGUACCUCGAGGAAGGAGAAGAGUACCUUGAGGAAGGAGAGCAGUGCCCCGAGGGCGAUGCGGAGGACCUGGAAGAGGGUGCGACGGGCUCUCAGGACGGUACAGACUACGACAAGGGGUCUAUGGUGGGCAGCGAGGGUGAGGUUGCCGUGUACGAUGAACAAGGCGUGGUGGACAUCGAAGACGACGACUCGGAUACUGUUCGCGGUGACGAGGAUGCCGACAUAUGCACUGAGAACGAUGGUGGUCAGGCGGUUGCAUCCGUCGGGAUUUACGACGACUGCAACGCUACGUCGAGCGCAGGCGAUGUCCAUCGUGGAGGGGUCGAUGACGUGCCCUCAUCUCGCGGUGUGGAAUGCCGCUCUGAAACGAGCCCCACGGGCGCGGCAGGAGAUGCACCGUGAUACUUCCAAACCGUCGCCUUGUGUCGCCCUGGCACCCUUCCGUAUUCAUACCUAGGAUCAUCUCACUGUCUGCAUGUUGCCCCGUUGCUCUUUCCGAUAAAUUUGCUCUCCAAGUCGCUCAAACGCUGUUACAUUGUACCACAUACGUCGCAAUCCCCCGAAUCAAUCUCGUCGUUUCGUACAAUAUCCACACUGUUAUAUGUAUUUGCAUCAUAAAUCGAUCCCAGUCUACGCGCAGUA
This is a messenger RNA of Fomitopsis serialis, 1414 nucleotides long. RefSeq lists its product as uncharacterized. Bases 95 to 1174 code for a protein of 359 amino acids. The transcript has 2 exons. The record is from RefSeq and is a predicted model, not a curated record. Lineage: Eukaryota; Fungi; Basidiomycota; Agaricomycetes; Polyporales; Fomitopsidaceae.